Molecule: messenger RNA, 4216 nt
Organism: Neodiprion fabricii
Lineage: Eukaryota; Metazoa; Arthropoda; Insecta; Hymenoptera; Diprionidae
Gene: CrebA
Product: cyclic AMP response element-binding protein A
Exons: 7
Coding region: 1067-2404 (445 amino acids)
Biological process (GO): regulation of transcription by RNA polymerase II
Molecular function (GO): DNA-binding transcription factor activity, RNA polymerase II-specific; cAMP response element binding
Source: RefSeq, a predicted model, not a curated record
CCUCAUUCGAUUGCGGCGGGACCCCGCGACGUUCUCCAGUCGUCAGUCGACCACAGUUGCGAUUAGAGCUCGAUGCCGACGGAAGGAAGAUAAGACCCUUCCUCACAACCGCUGCGAAACAUAUUACGCGGAGCAAAUAUUUUUGUAUGUUAUAACUUGUAAGCGAGGACCGCGCGCGCGCAAAAAUCCCACAACCGUGCGCGCCAGUUUUACGAUCGGUACUGUUGUGUCGUGUUGCCGUUUUCACCGGCGUUGCUGGUUUUUCACAAAUCAGGUUGUCCAUCCUUGAUCCGCUGCUCCUCUUUUCGCCGUUACGCUAGGCUAUCUGAUCCGCAUCUGCGAUCGUUGCACACUUUUGUCGCGUGUGUAGGAGUUGUGUGUGCGCGCGUCGUGUUUUUACGAUACAUACGGACGAGGAAGAGACUGUGCGGGAUGUGAAACUCUGUGGCUGCUAACAGUGUGUGACAUAUUUGUCGUAAUAUAUUACGCUGGUGCCGUUGCCGUUGCCGGUUAAACACUUUUUUCUCAUCUUCCCGCGUUACAUGCUGAUUCGUCGCUGCUCAUUUUGACCGUUGAUAAUCAGUGUUUCUGUGUCGAGGAGAACACGUGGGUGAACCGACGGAAGAACUUCCUGGAACACCCUGCAUUUUAUCUUAUUCAGGCUAUUCGAGUAGCCGAUGCAACUGCCUCGGUGGGGAGGCUGAAGGAAAAUGCGAGGUGCGUAGAUCGUCGGGCUUUCUGACCGAACGGUGCAGCGGAAACGGAAGUGAAACUAGCAGAGGUCGGUUGUUAUGCUGUCACGGUAUCGUCUUCCACUUCCAACAUCGACGGCCUCGUCUUCGUCGUCAUGGGAGCUGAAAACACAUUCGCAACUUGCGAUCUCGUUUGAUUACCUUACCUGUCGAGGAUAGAAUUGUCUAUAGUUGUUUGCCGAACGGUAAAUGCGGCAAUCGCUCGACGUCUUCAUCGUCAUCUCGACGUUAUUGAGCCCCACGAAUAAUAACGUCACCGACGGGGCAAGAAACUGAUUGUCAACUGCAGUCUUCGAACACAGGGAGAGGAUAUUAUGGAGUUCGACGACGUUGGAACGAGCGAUCUGCGGGAACUCUGGGAGUCGUAUCUUGCCGAGACGGCGAUGGGACACGACGUCCCGAUGUCGAUGCGGGACGAGGAAUGGAGCAGCGCUACCUGCGUGUCGAGGGAUAAGUUGGAACCGGGCGUAGUCCUGAGGGAUCGUCUGAUGACGGACGCUGCUCUUGGAGGUCCGAGACCGAUAAAAUCCGAGCACAGCUACAGCCUCCUUGCCUCCAGCCCUCCGUCGAGUCCGGCGAUACCCGGCAACGACAGUCCCGACGCUCCGAGGGAGGGAAAAAACCCCGAAUCCACGACACUCCUCAACGGGCACCAGGUCCUAGUUCUCAGGAACAGGAUAGACGACAUGGAGGAGGAGUGCUUCCCGGCGAUUUCGCUAAACCGAGCAUCCGGACGAGGAGCGGGCGCCGAGUCACCCUCGCCAUCCCCGUCGGCCUCCCCUUCGCCCCACACCGCGAAUGAAACCCUGACCACCCUUACCGUGCAGAUCAAGGAGGAACCGUUCAGCCCUGAAUCCCUGUCUGCUCGAGGCACGAUUGAAACCGUCGCAAUCGCUCCUAAUUACCACAUCGAAUUUGAACGAUCCUCCGUUCCUUACGCGACCAGCGACAGCGAGGAUGACGAGGUGGAGUAUUACCAGAGCACAGAAUUGGACGAGUCGAACGGCGAACUGGCGACCGCGAGUUCGAGUUCCAGCUCGACAGGCAUGUCGAUUGGAGACGGGGGCGGCGCCGCCGGAAACGGAAGUAGCAGCGGGAGGCAGGGACUUCCUCCAACACCGCCGAGCAGCGCGAGUUCCGACAGCGAAGGCGCAGUGUCUGCAUUCUCUUCACCGGAACGGAGAGUGUCCGAAAGUCUUCGAGGACUCUUGAAUCCCCGGUUCAACGGGAUUUCAAAUUCUCCGGGAAACAGGGGGGCAGCCGGACAUCACCUUCACGGCCACGUUACCAGGCAGCCAAUUCAUACACCGCUGAUUUCUUGCCAGCCGAAGGGUUCGACGGGUAUUCUAACUUUGACGGACGAGGAGAAACGGACGCUGAUAGCCGAGGGUUACCCUGUACCAACGAAACUCCCGCUCACGAAGCAAGAGGAAAAAUCGCUGAAGAAAGUACGCAGGAAAAUUAAAAACAAGAUAUCGGCGCAAGAGUCACGAAGAAAGAAAAAGGAAUACAUGGAUGGACUUGAGAGACGUGUGACGAUAUUGGCUCAGGAGAAUUCGAGCUAUAAGGAUCGGCUAACGACGCUCGAAGGAACGAAUCGCGAGUUACUGAGGGAGCUGCAGCGACUUCAGGCGAUGUUGCGAACCUCCUAGAAGCAUAAAUGACCGCGCACUUUUGGUGGGAAAAUAAAAAAACGAUUACGUCGUUUAGAUUAUUUGCAUUGUACGUUAUAAGUAAAGAAUUUUCGCCAAAAUAUUUUCCUCGUUUGGGAAAAUCGCUGAAGGUACAACCAUUGGGCCUUUUACACUUUUUUUCCUAUGUCGCAGUAUAACGCGUAUCAAAGAUAUGAUUAUAAAAUAACAAUCGUGACUUAAAAAAUCCUAAGAGGGCUUCCUGAGAUAAAAAUUUCAUGAUAGAUUUUUUUUUCUCUUCUCGUGGUCGGGGUUAGUAUGUGCGAAUUUAGGUGAAAAAUUUUGAUCAAUUAUACAAUGUCUAAUUACGUACGUUAUCGCAUCGCGGGGGAUGCGAUUUAUCGUAAGUCGACCAAUCAUCAGUGCCUGAUUAACGUUUUUAUAUACAUAUAAUGCACGCCCAAGCAUUGUGUAAUAUAACAAUAGAGAAUAUUUCAUGGCCGGGAAAGUUGUCGAAUAAUUGAAGAAUUCAAUCAAUCGUACAAGGUAAUAGUAGUUGCCUAAGGUAUAAUUAUGUAUAAUAGAUAGCCAGCCGGGCACUCGACGAUCGCAUUGAAAGUACAAAAAAGAAAAUAUAAAAAAAAAAAAAAAAAAAAAAAAAAAACAACAACAAAAAAUCGUAUAGCAAAACAGUUAUUGCUGCGAACUAUUCCACGUUAUUAUAUGUAAUUACUAUAAUUAUAAAUAAUUGAAAAAUAACUAUAUCACACUAUACAUAUACAUACGGCGUUAGGUAUACGACUGACGAAUUAUUAGUACAUAGUGUAGGUAUCGUGUGCGUUAUAUUUUUACAAUGUUGAGUGACAUAUUCGAGUGAAAGAAGAAUCAGAUAAACAGAAAUGGUGUGAAUUUGAAGUAAAUUUUGAAAAGUUAAUCAUUUUGAAACUUAUCGAUUGAGUAUCGAAUAACUUUCAGAAGAAACAAGCGAAUAUACAAAAUAAACGGGGGGGAUACACGUAAAAUAUUUAACUUUCGUGAAUCGAUGACUGUUUUUUGUGGCAAUCAAAUCGUUUAUAUGAUAUAAACAAUUAAAUAUCGAGAUGAGGGGCAUGAUGCAAACGACCAUUUUCAAUUUUAAUGAUAGAGCAAAGUGUGUGCGGCGGUAAAUAUACAUACCUAAAUAUACUUGAAAAUCGUUUUAUAAUGAGCGUUAACAUGCUCUACUAUAAAAUUACUGAUGACACGUGCGCUGUCAUAUUUGUACGCGGUGUUUGUGCUCCUACGACCAUACGCCAGAUAUUUACCCAUUUCAAUCGUUUUAUGUAUACAGGCGUUAAAAUUUCGUCAAGUUUUCAUGAAAAAAAUAUCUGUUCUUCCAACGGGUGACGCCGAUCAAUUCCAUAGAAAAUUGUUAUAUAUAUAUAUAUAUAUAUAUAUAUAUAUAUCCGUACAGCUUUUACCACAGCUGCGUAUUAUUAAAAUCUCGAAACCUUGAGAUAUAUUUUUUUUUCACGAAUCCGGCAACCCGGUUUGUUGUAUACUUAAAUUUGGUGCCCAUACGAAGGUUACCUUGGGUGAAUUUCUACCGCACGUGCGACAAUGACGGAUCCUGGAUGGCGGAUAGCGUUUUUCAUUCGCUUUACUGUCGGCAUUUUUAUUAUUUUACUGUUAUAACACGGUUACUAUUACUAUUGCAACUGUUUAUUCGGUUUACACAGUUUCUGCAACCAAGUAAUUAUUAUAAUUUAACAAAAAAAAAAAAAAGAAAAAAAAAAGGAAAAAUUGGAAGCGAAAUUUAGUAUUGUUUGGUAUAGUAAUAGCCGAAUUUGCAUU